This is a messenger RNA of Pseudoliparis swirei, 6092 nucleotides long. RefSeq names its product mitotic deacetylase associated SANT domain protein b (gene mideasb). Bases 333 to 3761 code for a protein of 1142 amino acids. Gene Ontology annotation, biological process: negative regulation of DNA-templated transcription; regulation of transcription by RNA polymerase II. Gene Ontology annotation, cellular component: transcription regulator complex; histone deacetylase complex. Gene Ontology annotation, molecular function: transcription corepressor activity. The record is from RefSeq and is a predicted model, not a curated record. The transcript is spliced from 13 exons. NCBI's taxonomy places the organism in Eukaryota, Metazoa, Chordata, Actinopteri, Perciformes, Liparidae.
CAGUCAUCGUCGCGUGUCUGUAGCGCGCGAGCCGCCGCCGCCACUGUGCGAUCCCGCGGGCUGAGCUGCCGCUCGUGUAGCCGCUCUGGUGACAAACACUGCCGUUGCCCAUGAAUGAGAGAAACAAUCGGACUCCUUUCAGAUCCGGCCCGCGACCUUUGAGUGGGCCACGGAGAGCUUCAGAGGGGAGGAGGAGAUUAUCUCACUACGGCUCACUCUGACGUCAAUGUAGUUUUUUUUAUUGUCGUGGAUUGGUUUGUUCAAGCGAUCCGGCGGAGCAUCCAUCGGCCGGGUUUUUUGUUUCGGGAACGUUCACCCGGCUCGGCUUCUUCAUGCCCGCCAUGAGCGUACCUGCACCGCAGAAGCCCAGCGCCAAACGAACCGGCAAACGCAUCACGUUUUUCAGCGACCAGAGCGCAGCGAUGAAGGAGACGUCGUCUCAACACCCCGAGGGGUCCUACUACGCCCCGGGCGGCCCCGCCUCGGACCCCGGACAGAGCGAGGCCGCGAGUACCGUGACCUCCAACCCGGAAGCCCCUCACAUGUACAUGAACUCCGUCAUCUUCAGCCCAGACAAGGGCGACCAGAACCGGGGUCAUUAUCAGCAGACCGUGCCGAUGAAGUGGGCCCACCAGGAGCCCGCUCAGCCGCCGCCGCCACCGCCACCGCCGCCGCCAUCUCUGUCCCAGCAGCAGAGAGCCGCCAACUGGAAUACCGCGUCGAGCUGGGGGCAGAACUUUGCCAAUUACGUCGGGGGAGUCAACGCAACGGACUCGAGGACCCAGAGCGCGUACGCCAAGUCGAUGCACGAGACUUCUGGCUUGCAGCCGCAUCAACAGCCGCCGAUCAGAGCGGCGGACAAGCAACCGUUGGGGGCGAAUGCAGCGAAGGCUCGGGGACUGGAGUGGGAGCAGCAGCAGCAGCAGCAGUCGUCUCAGGCCUUUCAGGAGACCUUGAAGCCCGGGGCCCUGAACACCCAGCAGCACAGCACCUCCCACCCGGGAGGAAGCUCGGUGUUGCAGCCCUUCCAGUUGGCCUUCGGGCAGCCCAAGCAGCACCUGCCGGCUUACUACCAGGCCUUUCAAGGCAACCGGACGACCCUACCGAACCCACCCAACUACCCGACGCAGGUGAAACCCCCAUCACACCAGGUGCAGCAGCAACAGCAGCAACAACAACAACAACAUCACAUACUCCAUCAACAAAUUCAGCAGCAGCACCAUCAACAAUUGCAGCAGCAACAGAUCAUUCAGCAGCAGCAGCUUCAGCAGCAGCACGAGCAGCAGCAACAAAAGAUCCAGCAGCAGCUUCAGAUUCAGCAGCAAAUGCAACAUCAGCAGUUGCAACAACAAGACCCUCACGCGCUCGACUACUACCCCGGCGCACAGAAUGCACACCCGCAUCCACCGCCCGUGGACUCCUCAGCCCUAGCUCCCCCGAACCUCCAGGAAGCGAUCACCCAGGACAUCACCCCGGAUCCCCGGCAGCCUUCGGACCUGCCGCCGCCCGUCCUCCAGCCCGAGGUCCCGUCCCACCCCCGACCCCAAACCCAAGCGCAGCGUCGCAGGUCGCGCCGGCUCUCGAGGGAAGGCGGCGCGCCGUCGGACAACCCGUUCCUCGCCGUCUCCCCGGAGCAGGGUCCCCCGGCGCCGGGACAGGGCUCCCAGAACGGGGCCCGGGACGCUCAGGCCGCGCCGACGGCCGUCAUCCAGAGCACGCGGCGGAAACGCAGGGUGUCCCAGGAGGUCAACCUGGAGACUCUCGCUCAAAAGGCCUCGGAAAUGGAGUCUCUUCCGCCGCAUGUAGUGAAGGAGCCCCGCAGGCCGUGGAGUCCCGCCGAAGCCGGGCGCCUGAACGCCAAGCGGCCCCGAGACGACAGCCUGCUGCCGCUCGUCAUCCCCGUGUCGGUGCCGGUGCGACCGCAGGAACCCGGCUGCUCGCCGGACCACCGGGACGAGGACGCCCUGGCCUCCGACUGGCCCCCCGGGCCCUCGCAGCACCAGGACCCCGGCCGCGGCGACCACAAGCCCUCGGUCAUCGUCACCCGCAGGCGCUCGCUCAGGAACCCCUUGUCGGAGAGCUCGGAGCAGAAUGGACGAACCGAAGGGGAGAAGGACGACGAGGGCAAAAAGUCCAAGCGGCGUCCGCGGCCAGAGCCCCUCUUCAUCCCGCCGCCCAAGCCCGGUUUCUUCGCCGCCCCGCCCGUCUACUGCAGCAUGACGCCCUACCAGAGCCACCUGCGGUCGCCCGUCCGCCUCGCCGAACACCCGCUCUCGUCCUGUCUCAUCCCCCCCUACACGCCGCCGCCGAUCCUCAGCCCCGUCCGUGAGGGCUCCGGCCUCUACUUUUCCACUUUCCUGUCCUCCGCCGCUGCCGCGUCCGCUGCCACCGCUAUCCAGGGCGUCCAGGGCCUGCAGGGCCUGCCGCCUCCUGUGACGCCCAAGUCGGCAACACGCAGCCUGUUGCGCUCCAACAGCUGUGACAUCACACCGCCAGUUCUGUCUGCUAUGAGCGAGGCCACUCCGGUCAGCAUAGAGCCACGGAUAAAUAUUGGGUCGCGGUACCAGGCGGAGGUGCCGGAGCUGAGGCAGCGGGCCGCCGUGGAGCUGGAUCCCCAUCGGGCGGCACUGGUCUGGGCUCCACUGAGCGGGCUGGAGGACAAAGCCGACUUCCAACAGAGAGUGGAAGACCUCAUGCACCUGGCCUGCUCCAGUGUCCUGCGCGGAGGAGGCACCAACCAGGAGCUGGCCCACCACUGUCUGUACGAGUGCAGAGGGGAGAUCAUGGCCGCUCUCUCCCUCCUGAUGCUGAGGAAUCCACUGUUCCCCAAGUCUCACAGUCUGACAGGCUACCACUACUCAGGAUCAGACAGCUGGACCACGGCUGAGCGAUGCCAGUUCAACAAAGGCAUCACUGCACACAAGAAGGACUUCUUCCUGGUGCAGAAGCAGGUGAUCACUAAGUCAGUGGCGCAGUGUGUGGAGUUUUACUACACGUACAAGAAGCACGUCAAGAUGGGCCGCAGCGGGAUGCUGAUCUACGGCGAGGUGGAGCCCCUUCAGACCAAGACCACCGAGGAGGAGACGGACCACAAGCAGGGUUACCACCGGACGGAGCCGCAGAGGGAGGACGACAGCAGGAAGUGGGAAGGGUCAGCUGACGGGAAACAGGAAGUCGGCCCCGCCAGGGCGGCGGCGACGACGACGACGAUGACGAUGAUGAUGCACGCGCCGCUGCAGCCCGCUGAGAAUACGGGGACCGUCCCGCUCAUGAAAGGCCAGGAGGACAUUGCGAGGGAUCAGCUGCUGCUGUCCCGGGUCGUCCAUCUCCCCCAGCUGCCGCCGCCGCCGCCGCCACACCCCCCCGCCUCCAAAUCCCGCUACGACGGCAACGCACGCAAAACCAGCCCGGCGGCGGCGGCGGCCAUCAAAGCGCCGGCUGGCCAGGAGGGCGAGUUCCCCUGCAAGAAAUGCGGCAGGAUUUUCUCCAAGGUGAAGAGCCGCAGCGCCCACAUGAAGAGCCACGCCGAGCAGGAGAAGAAGGCGGCGGCGCUGCGUCAGAAGGAGGCGGAGGAGCGAGCGAUGGCGGCGGCGUUGGCGGCGGAGGAGGAGGCGGCGGCGGCGGCCCUCGCCGCGCGGCCGCCCAACGGCACGAGGCCGCUCGACGGCGACAGCACCAACGACGGCGACAGCACCAACGACGGCGACAGCUCCAACGACGACUCGUCGGGCGGGGAGGACGACGACGACGACUGGCAGUGAGAGGAAGGGCCACGCCCCCUUAAGCCACGCCCCCUCCCUCACUCCUGUGAACCGUUUGGACAUUUUUUGUGAAACAAAGAGACUUCCGUUGCUUGGCACAUUCAGGGACAGAUUUACUCCUGUGUGUGUGUGAAUGCGUUGACUGUGUGUGUGUGUGUGUGUGUGUGUGUGUGUGCGUGUGCUUUUCCAAACGCCUCCCUUUACUCUGCAAGCGUUACCUCCCUUGGUCACAGAGCUCGCUCAAAUUAAAGCCAUGCCGCCUCUCGGCGCUCUCCUGCUCUCUCUCUCUCUCUUUCUCUCUCUCUCUCUCUCUGCCGUUGGCUCCUCCCCUCUCGGGCUGGUGGAGCGAUGGCGUGUACAAACUGUUGCCUUUUGUGUUUCGACGCUCUUCUGCAUUCAAGGCUGCCAAAAGCUUUCUCAGACGCAUGAUGUGCACCAAAUGAAUCCCCCCCCCCCCCCAACACACACACACACUCUUCCUCUGUGGGUGUUGUUCCUCUGGGCUUUAGUUCUGUGAAUCCCCCCUCGGCCCUCGGCACUUUUUUCUAAGUUCCCAGUUUGAUCCUCACUGUUGAUGCCUUUGAUGUGUUGAUGCUUUUUAUCUUGAAAUGACAAUCAAAUUUUACACUGUUGCUUUUUUGUUAUUAUUAUUAUUAUUAUUAUUAUAAAUACAUAGACCGUUAAAGGUUACUUUUAUUUCCUGUGUCGCUAUAUAAUAGUUAUUGUUGUUUUUUGUGAAUAUUCUUGUUGAUGAUGAUUAUUAUUAUUAAUAUUAUUAUUAUAUCUUCCUGGUAUUGGCUGCAAUUUAAUUGAGCGCUUCUCCCUACUUGUCCAUAUCUUUAGUUUAUUUCCUUUUUUUUCUUUCUUUUUUUUCUACUUAAACAGAAAAACAAAAAAAUAAUGCUACUCGCUGCCUGUUUUAUAACUGAGAUAUUUUUGGAGAGAAACCGGAAAUGAAGAAAAGGAAGACGCGUAUGUGCAAUAGAACAAUUUGACCCCCUGUUACCCCCCCCCCCCAUAUAUAUGUACUGAAAACCAGAUUUUGCAGGUUUCAACAGGAGAGAAAAAAUACUAAAUAUUUAAAAACCAGAUGUCAAAUGUCACUUAAUUCUUAACCUAAAUUAAGAGAAACCAAAGUUUUCUUUACUGUAAACCAACUCAACAUCUCCAAUGUUUCUACUGCAGGAUUUUGAAGACAAGACAUUUUUGUUAAAUGCUCCUUUAGACAUUUCUUUCACUUUUUCACAAACUUUAAAUAAACCAGUAAAUGAUUUACUGUCGACAAACUCCCAUUAAGAGAGAAAUAAUGUUUUCUUUCUGCAAACCAUACUUGACUUAUCAUUUUGCAGGUUUUUACAGGUGACCCUGAGUGCUGUUAGGAGACAUAGCUUCUUAUUUAUUCCCAGUUUGCUGAUAUUUGUUGACUCUAAAUUGCAAGAAAUUUGAUGCCAGAACAUUUUGGGGGGCGUGGACUCUCAAACUUGUUGAAACCGGCACUAUGUGGGUCAGCAUUUUGCUCAAGGGCAGCCUGACGAGGCACACGCACAGAAAGACACUGAGCACAGAUAGUAGACUUUAUUUAUGUUGACGACCUGUUUUAAUCCCUAUGUCUCUAUGUUGAGCCCCUUCUGCCACGGAGCCAGCCUCUGUUGCCGUAGCAACAAAUGAGUUAAUGGGUCAUUUUCCUUUUUUUCUUUUUUUUUAAGGGACAAACCACAGUGGGGAAGUUGGGAGGGGAAGAAACGGCUCCGAUUACUCAAGUUAAAACAGGGGUCUAUGCACAGACUGUGUGUGAGUGUGUGUGCAUGUGUGUGUGUGUGUGUGUGAGAGAGGUCAAAAACUGUAUGCCAGUGAAUUAGAGGGGGGGAUAACUAGUUUUUCCAGAGUGUUCAAUUUUGGUAUGUUAAUUUAUAUUUCCUUUUUAUUUGGGCUUGUUCUCUCCGGGGGAGGGACGUUGUUGCCACAAACAUAAAAAAUAAAAAAGCUAUUUAUAAAAAUAAUUUACAAAAAAGCCCGAAGUAUGGAUGAAAUUGAGGCUGUGGACAUUAACCGCACAGCUGUAAACUUUCCCUCAUUUCAUCCAGUCGGCUAAGGGAAUUUUAAGGGGACACAAAUGUUUAUUUAGCUAAUAAAAUUAGAAAGAUAUAUAUGAAUGAAAUUCUACGUUUGCAUACUUUCUUAUGCUAUUUUCAUAUAUGGGGUUCACACUGAGGAAAAAGGAAUUUAAGUGCUUUUUACUACAGUGUAACUUAUUUGUUUCGAUUUGAUUUUUACCACCUGUGUUUUUAGUAAUGAUUUACAAAGCACUGUAUAUUAAAGUUUUAAAAUAUU